AUGUCUAAACAAAAAGCAGUCUCAGAGACGCCACCUUCACCGGUCUAUAUAUUUCGGGGGCAUGUAGAACAAAUUAAUAGUUUAGAGUUCAUUGAAAAUAAUAGAUAUCUUAUUUCAGGAGAUGCGGGAGGAAAUGUUAUUAUAUGGGAUAUGAUUUCGAGGCGUUCGAAAAUCCAAUUUAAAGCACAUAAUGAUGGAAUUUUGAGUAUUGUAAAAUUUAAAGAUAAAUUGAUCAGUCAUGGCCGGGAUAAUACUUUACAUGUUUGGGCGUUUGGUCAAUUGUCAAAUGCUAAGGACGAAAGUAUUAAAGAAGAAUCAAUAAAAUCUGAAAUAAGUUUAACAGAUAUGAAUUUUGGUAAAGAUUCGGUUUUAAUACAAGUUUUUUAUGUAGAAAUUAAUGAUAAACGUGAUGAACUUUUUAUAGCAGUACCUAGUGCCAAAGGUUCUUCUGGUAUUGAUAUAUGGAAUUUAACGAAUCAAAAAUUAAUCGUGUCUUCAAUUGGGCUCGAUCAAAAUCGCAAAACUGGUUACUGCAUGGCCAUAAAAAUUUUUCCAAAUAAUAAUUUUCAGAAUAUUCAAUCUGUUACUAAAAAUUAUUUAAUAUUAGCGGCCUAUGAAAAUGGUAGUGUUAGUUUAUGGUCAAUUACUAUUAAUAUUAAUGAUUCAGUGUCGAAUGAAGAUAAUGUUGUCGUUGAAAAAUUGUGGGAUCGAAAGGAACACGGAGAAAGUGUUUUAAGUAUAGAUCUCUCACCUAAUAAGCAAUUCGCGAUGUCAACUUCUGGAGAUAAUAAAAUUGUGAAAUAUAAUUUUGAUGAGGGAUUUAGAGAAGAACCAUUGAUCCAAAGUACUACUGUAAAAUACGCCGGUGUUGCAGAAGUCAAAAUUCGAUCUGAUGGGAAGAUUUUUGCAACUGCUGGAUGGGAUACAAUGUGUGUCAUCGCUGUAAUCUUUUAUAAAACUAUAUAUAAUGAAUUAUGGGUAUCAAAUUUUCAACUAAUUAUACAAAAUUUUUUACGUAAAAGGAUACGUGUCUUUUCUUCUAAAUCUUUAAAACCACUGGCAAUAUUAUCUUAUCAUCGAGAGAGCGUUUAUGCAUUAGCUUUCUCUUGCAUUUUACCAUUGGACGAACAAGAUCAUGAUAAAUCUAUAGAGGAAGAGAAAGAUCUUGGAAGCGAGGAAAGGAUAGAGAAACACUAUUUAGUUGGAGGUGGGAAAGAUCAAAGGAUCAGUUUAUGGGAAAUUUAUUAA
Messenger RNA from Cetraspora pellucida, 1248 nucleotides. The record is from the annotation of a GenBank genome assembly. Lineage: Eukaryota; Fungi; Glomeromycota; Glomeromycetes; Diversisporales; Gigasporaceae.